UAUCUACAUUGACCAAUAUGUAUGGCUGUCAACGUGAAAAAGAAAUUGUUUUAGCUGACUUUAACGACAUUGAAGUACAUAGAAAUUAAUAAGAUUAAUCAAUUGAUCACUUAUUGGAAGUGAAUCAGAAUUCUUCUAUUAUUCAAUAAUAUAUUUUUUAAAUAUAUUUUCAAAUAUACGCUUUUAAAUUAUAGUGUAAUUUUUACAUCGGUGUAUAUAGUGCGUAAGCAAUUGGUAAUCACGUUGAAUCAUUAGAAACAAUUGUCAAUCUAAAUUGAUUAGACAAGAUUUAUCAUUAUGUGCGCGAAAAUGGCUUUUCAGCAUCAAGCUGGCACCGCUAUGGAAUGCUUAAGUAUACCAAUUAUAUUGGUAAAAGAAACAGAUGUAAAUGAAAAUGGAGAAGAAGUGAUGAAAUGUGGCUUCAAAAUUGGAGGUGGCAUUGAUCAAGAUUUUAGAAAAAGUCCUCAGGGUUAUACUGAUAAUGGUAUAUAUGUAACUGAAGUUCACGAAGGAUCCCCAGCAGCAAAAAGUGGUCUUCGUAUGCAUGAUAAAAUUUUACAAUGUAAUGGAUAUGAUUUUACUAUGGUAACUCAUAAAAAAGCAGUAUCAUAUAUCAGGAAGCAUCCAGUAUUAAAUCUAUUAGUGGCUCGUAAAGGAGUAACAAGUACUUAAAUACCAAG
Apis mellifera (honey bee) is the source of this 680-nucleotide messenger RNA. RefSeq lists its product as uncharacterized. Gene Ontology annotation, cellular component: postsynaptic membrane; adherens junction; postsynaptic density. Lineage: Eukaryota; Metazoa; Arthropoda; Insecta; Hymenoptera; Apidae. Gene Ontology annotation, biological process: neurotransmitter receptor transport postsynaptic membrane to endosome; neurotransmitter receptor transport, endosome to postsynaptic membrane. The transcript is spliced from 3 exons. Gene Ontology annotation, molecular function: protein binding. The coding region runs from base 298 to 672 and encodes 124 amino acids. The record is from RefSeq and is a predicted model, not a curated record.